Scophthalmus maximus (turbot) is the source of this 2548-nucleotide messenger RNA. RefSeq names its product syntaxin 5A (gene stx5a). Gene Ontology annotation, biological process: vesicle fusion; endoplasmic reticulum to Golgi vesicle-mediated transport; intracellular protein transport. Lineage: Eukaryota; Metazoa; Chordata; Actinopteri; Pleuronectiformes; Scophthalmidae. Gene Ontology annotation, molecular function: SNARE binding; SNAP receptor activity. The coding region runs from base 360 to 1349 and encodes 329 amino acids. The record is from RefSeq and is a predicted model, not a curated record. Gene Ontology annotation, cellular component: SNARE complex; Golgi membrane; endomembrane system. The transcript is spliced from 12 exons.
CAUCACCGGGUCCGUUUAGGUCGAAUUUUACGAAGGUGAAGCAGAAGAGACCGUAUGAAAAUACCGGUUAGCUUUCUGCAGCUAACGUUAGCCUGUUAGUCGGUGGGGCCGCGAUCAGCUGUGUCGUGCUGGGGCGGCCUUCACAGACACUGUGAGGCUGCUCCUCACUCCGGAUAAUCAUUCUGACCUAAUCAUGUGUAUAUUUAGCUCGCCCGCUGCUGUCUUUACAUGUACGUCCAGGUGUCCAUGACGAACACCCCGCCUUGGAUGUGAGUGCGUCCGCACCGCGGCAGGUCUGUUUACUCAUCCGAAGCGGAGCAGGACCCGGCGGUUACUGAAGAGCCUCUCCCGGCGGCAGGAUGACGUGCCGGGACCGGACCCUCGAGUUCCAGUCGGCCUGUAAAUCUCUUCAGGGCAGACAGAAUGGAGUCCAGCCCAGCAAACCAGCUCUCAGCGCUCUCAGGCAUCGCAGUGACUUCACAGUUAUGGCCAAGAGAAUUGGGAAAGACUUGAGCAAUACAUUUGCCAAGCUGGAAAAGCUCACAAUCUUGGCAAAGAAAAAAUCUCUAUUUGACGACAAGGCGGUGGAGAUUGAGGAGCUAACGUACAUCAUAAAACAAGACAUCAACAGUCUAUACAAACUGAUAGCACAACUGCAGGACUUGGUGAAGUCCCGCGGAGCUCCGGGUGGCCGGCAUAUCCAGACCCACUCAAACACCAUAGUGGUGUCAUUAAAGUCCAAACUGGCUUCAAUGUCCAAAGACUUCAAGUCAGUCUUAGAAGUCAGAAAAGAGAACCUGAAGCAGCAGCGUAGCAGGAGAGAGCAGUUUUCCCAGCCUCCUGUCUCGUCUUCUCCUCUAAUGGCCAACAACUUCAGGAGCCGAAAAAAAGGGGCCCAGGAGCCGCAUGCAGCUCGUGAGCCACGCAUUGACUACCAGGGCUAUACAACCUCAAAUUUAAAAGAAAGCUCAGUCCUGAUGCAAGAUGAGUCCCAAAGUCUUGGGCAUGUGGCCGUCGAUAUGGACUCUCAGACCAAUCCCUUGCAACUCCAACUUAUCGAUGAGCAGGACUCGUACAUCCAGAGUCGUGCAGACACCAUGCAGAACAUUGAGAGCACCAUUGUGGAACUGGGCUCUAUAUUCCAGCAGCUGGCGCACAUGGUUAAAGAGCAAGAGGAGACGAUCCAGAGGAUCGAUUCAAAUGUGGAGGACACUCAGCUGAACGUAGAGGCUGCCCACACAGAGAUCCUCAAAUAUUUCCAGUCAGUCUCCUCCAACCGCUGGCUGAUGAUCAAGAUUUUUCUCAUCCUUGUUGUUUUCUUCAUCGUCUUUGUCGUCUUCUUUGCUUAACAAAAGGAGGAGCGGCUGAAUGAAGUGGGAGAAGCACAUUGAAUGAGGGGAAGUGAAAGCGCAAACUAAAGCUGGACUGAGACGACAUGUCCAGACGUCAGUUUUGAAGGACAUGCUUCUCUGUCAAAGUGACGGUUUGACGGAGACUUGGGAUCCAGUAAUUCAGACUUGUCGGAUUUUCCCAAACAUCAGACUCUUGAUCUUAAUUCAACGAUCCAGUGAAGAAUGAAGAUGUUGAACUCCAAUUAAACUGAUAAGAUUAUCUAAAAUCCCCCCUUUGUAUAGAGGGAGCAGACAACUGCUCUUCUACUCUGACAAACUAUUCAUAAACAUUUAAUCAAAAUGGCUAUAAUUUAAUGGUUUGAUUCUGCAAACUGUCUUUUUAAUUUAGAUUUCGUUCUUUCUUUUCACACCUUCCUUUUUUGUCACAUUUCAAAGCCAAACAACAGAACUGAAACUUAUUCUCAGAUUAUUUUUGCUUCUUAGUUUGCCUGCUUUUUAGUGAAGAGAAUGACCGACUGUGUUGCAUUUAUCUGCAAUUCUACACCUAACACCAUUCAGUUAUGAUGUGAAAUAUGUUUUUAUCCAUUUAAGUUUUGUUUUUCUUUCAAAGUCUUUUUGCCAAAUGAGGACUCUUAAUGAACUGUGACAUUGUGGCAUUUUGUCUCAUGACACAGUAAGAAGGCAGUAAGAGCCAGCUUAAGGGGGCGUUACUAAUAUAAUUCAGGAACGAAGCUGUACGAAAUGUUUAGUUAUGUAAGAAAACUGUUUUAAAUUCAACCUUGGUUGCCAGCCACGAGGCAGGUUGAAUUGAUGUAAUAGUGUAAACCUUGAACAUUCAGUGCCGCAGGAAGAAUACAACCUGUGAGUGUCAGAACAGGACCCAGGUUUGACAUAAGUGAUUUUGAAGGUGUGACACUGGUUUUGAAGGCCCACUGAUAAAAGUGACUCAUUCAGCAAGAUUCCCUGGAAGUGUCUGGUUCGAUAUCCUUGUUGUUGUUGCUUCCCUUUAUCUAAUGCACAGGAUGUUAUUUAAAUGACCACAUGUUUUUAAGAAGAGAGAAAGCAUUCUUCAUAUUUUUCCCCCAGUUUUUUCUUUUAGCCAAAUGCCUUGACUUCAGUGUACAAAGUGAAUAUAGUGAUAAUGAUGUAAUGAUAAGAAAAGUGCAUAUUAAUAAAAUAACAAUGGGGUGCUGGCA